AAAAGUAAUGAAAGACAUGUCAAAGAGAGUGAGCGCCACGUAUUCUGCACUUGAUUGUUUAAUUGACAGCACUCUAUCGUUGAAAUUGAAAAAAAUAGGAAGAAGAAGAAAGUAGAAGAUCUACUAGCUUCACGCCAUGGACGUUUCAUCAAAACUUCAAGACGUAACAAACUUAUUCUCACCCAUAAAGUUGAAGGAAAUUCCACAUCUCAACAACCUCCAACCCCUCCCAAAUCCACUUGAUCACAACCCUUACUUCCACACCAUCCAACACCAAGGCUUCUACAUCACACUAAACGACGUCGUUCUAUCUCACUCCACACGCUUCGCUUACCGCUCCGCUGGUCCACGUAAUAACGUUUACUUUAAACCUUCCGAUGUAAGAGUUGCCAUCGUCACAUGCGGUGGUCUCUGCCCUGGACUCAACACCGUUAUCAGGGAGCUUGUCGUUGGUCUAUGGGAUCUCUAUGAUGUUCGUCACAUUUUCGGUAUCACUGCUGGUUACAGAGGGUUUUAUUCCACUGAACCGAUCUCACUCAACCCUAAUAUAGUUCGAAAUUGGCAUAACAAUGGUGGCACUUUGCUUCAGACUUCUAGAGGCGGUUUUGAUCUCUCCAAGAUUGUUGAUGCCAUCCAAACUCGAGGCUUCAAUCAGGUGUACAUUAUAGGUGGAGAUGGGACUAUGCGAGGGGCUGUGAAGAUAUUUAAUGAAAUACAACAACGCAAGCUAAGUGUUGCAGUUGUUGGAAUUCCUAAAACAGUGGAUAAUGACGUGGGAAUAAUAGACAGAUCUUUUGGAUUUCAAACAGCAGUUGAAAUGGCUCAGCAAGCAAUAAGUGCUGCUCAUGUGGAGGCCGAAAGUGCAGUUAACGGUAUAGGCCUUGUGAAGUUGAUGGGUCGAAGCACAGGUCACAUUGCUCUUCAUGCAACACUCAGCAGCCGUGAUGUUGAUUGCUGCCUAAUCCCGGAGCUAGAUUUUUACUUGGAAGGAAAAGGAGGACUCUUUGAAUUUCUUGACCAACGACUGAAAGAAAAUGGGCAUGCAGUGCUUGUAGUUGCUGAGGGUGCUGGCCAGGAUAUAAUACCUAGAACUGAUUCACAGAAGGAAGAGCGAGAUGAAUCUGGUAAUCCAGUUUUCUUAGAUGUUGGAGUGUGGUUAAAGUCAGAGCUGAAGAAGUGGUGGGACAGGGACCACCCUGGUGAGCUAUUUACAGUCAAGUACAUAGAUCCUACAUACAUGAUUCGUGCCGUCCAUGCAAAUGCUACUGAUAAUUUGUAUUGUACACUCUUGGCGCACUCUGCAAUUCAUGGUGCUAUGGCAGGGUAUACUGGAUUUGUUGUGGGUCCUAUUAAUGGAGACUAUGCAUACAUUCCACUGGAAGAUGUUGCAUGUGCAAAUAACCCAGUUAAUACAAAAGAUCAUAAAUGGUCUUGGGUGAGAUCUGUCACCAAUCAGCCUGAUUUUCUAAGGAGCUAGACGUUCCGGCCGUUUUCAGAGAGCAUUCUUGGAACACAAACUCUGAAGGGAGAUCUUAUGCAUAAGUGGUUUUCAUGUUCUGAUGUCAGCAGUUUAUGUUUAAUUUAAUACUCUAAUGUUCUUAGUAGGCGCUGAAGAGUCUUGGUAAAAGAUGGAUGUACUUAACAACAAAUGAUGUAUGAAUUUGCAUAUUUUUUACAUACUUUGUAACAUAAAGUUUUAUGAUUAUCAAUAAAUGAACUCCCAUAAACUAAUUAGCAGAA
Molecule: messenger RNA, 1740 nt
Organism: Cicer arietinum (chickpea)
Lineage: Eukaryota; Viridiplantae; Streptophyta; Magnoliopsida; Fabales; Fabaceae
Product: ATP-dependent 6-phosphofructokinase 2
Biological process (GO): glycolytic process; fructose 6-phosphate metabolic process
Molecular function (GO): 6-phosphofructokinase activity; ATP binding
Source: RefSeq, a predicted model, not a curated record